GCGAUGGACCACGAGCUCAAGCCCUGGGAGCUCUACAGCCUCCAAGGAGCCGAAGAACCGGAAUCGCUCGACACGAUGAAGCCGUACUUCACACGGUACGGCGCAGCGAAGAACAAGGGGAUCAGCCACGCCUACACGCACGACGCUCUCCAGCGUUCGUGGUGCGCCUUCAUUCGUCGCUGGAACGUGAGUCGACGCGAAGGGUGUCCGUUCGCGUCGUGGCUCAAAGCGCGGGAGAAGCGUCGAGGCGAGCACUCCAUGACGGCUCUUCGGGAGCGCAUCUGCAGCAUGGCAGAGCGCGAGUGGCGCUUCUGCUACGUUCAUCUUGUCGAAGGUUGCGAGAACUGC
This is a messenger RNA of Phytophthora sojae, 348 nucleotides long. RefSeq lists its product as hypothetical. NCBI's taxonomy places the organism in Eukaryota, Oomycota, Peronosporomycetes, Peronosporales, Peronosporaceae. The transcript has a single exon. The record is from RefSeq and is a predicted model, not a curated record. The annotation marks the transcript as partial.